GCGUGAAGCAUUUGCAUCGCGCCAAUAAGCACUGCAGCAUAAUCCUCAUCCCAUUCAUAACCUCAUUUUCACAGCGGAUUGCUCCACGCAAUAAAAGAUUUUUUCAUCGUGAAAAUAUGUGAAGAUUUUCCCAUUUUCUUCGCGAUUUUUCAUAUUAGAUCAAGUGCUGAGUUGCUAAAGACGUUGCAAUGAGUACGAUUUUGGAGAAAAUUGCCGCCAUUGAGUCGGAGAUGGCCAGGACGCAGAAGAAUAAGGCCACGGCGGGACAUUUGGGGCUCCUGAAGGCACGCUUGGCUAAGCUGAGACGUGAAUUGAUCACCCCAAAGGGCGGUGGCGGUGCCAGCGAGCAGGGCUUCGAAGUUGCCAAGACGGGAGAUUCGCGUGUUGGCUUCGUGGGGUUCCCCUCGGUGGGGAAAUCAACACUCCUGUCCAAUUUGGCGGGGGUGUACUCCGAAGUGGCGGCGUAUGAAUUCACAACGCUCACCACUGUCCCAGGAUGCAUUAAAUACAAAGGCGCCAAGAUUCAAUUGUUGGAUCUUCCGGGAAUCAUUGAGGGUGCCAAGGAUGGCAAAGGUCGUGGUAGGCAGGUGAUUGCCGUGGCGCGUACGUGCAAUCUCAUCUUCAUGGUGCUGGAUGUGCUGAAGCCGUUGCACCACAAGAAGCUGCUCGAGCACGAAUUGGAGGGUUUCGGCAUUCGACUCAACAAGCAACCGCCCAACAUUCACUUCCGGAAGAAAGACAAGGGUGGCAUCAAUCUCAAUGCAACUGUUGCCCAAUCGGAACUCGACCUGGACACCGUGAAGACCAUCCUGUCCGAAUAUAAGAUCCACAAUGCUGACAUUACGCUACGCUACGACGCCACAAGUGAUGACCUCAUUGACGUGAUUGAGGGCAAUCGCAUCUACAUCCCCUGCAUCUAUCUCCUGAACAAGAUUGACCAGAUUAGCAUUGAGGAGCUGGACGUCAUCUACAAGAUCCCCCAUUGUGUCCCCAUUUCGGCGCAUCAUCGUUGGAAUUUCGAUGAUCUCCUCGAACUUAUGUGGGAAUACUUGCGGCUCAUCCGGAUCUACACGAAACCCAAAGGGCAGCUGCCCGACUACAGUUCCCCCGUUGUCCUGCACACCGAAAGGACAUCAGUUGAGGAUUUCUGCAACAAACUCCAUCGCUCCAUUGCCAAGGAGUUCAAAUAUGCCCUAGUGUGGGGAUCUUCGGUGAAGCAUCAACCGCAAAAGGUGGGCAUCGAUCACAUACUCAAUGAUGAAGAUGUCGUGCAGAUUGUUAAGAAAAUCUAAUGAAAAAACAGCCGCUGCUGAUGAAUUACGAUUGAAAGAAAUUAAUAAAGUUAUUGAAUUCAGGGCAGAAAGAAAA
This is a messenger RNA of Lutzomyia longipalpis, 1368 nucleotides long. RefSeq names its product GTP-binding protein 128up (gene 128up). The transcript has 3 exons. Gene Ontology annotation, molecular function: GTPase activity; GTP binding. Gene Ontology annotation, biological process: cytoplasmic translation. Gene Ontology annotation, cellular component: cytoplasm. Lineage: Eukaryota; Metazoa; Arthropoda; Insecta; Diptera; Psychodidae. The record is from RefSeq and is a predicted model, not a curated record. Bases 189 to 1292 code for a protein of 367 amino acids.